CAACGUUCAACCUCCCAAUCCUGACAAACCAAGCACCAUCGACGGGCCGGUCGUCAGCCAGUCCACACCGCGUUCAACCGCCAUGCCCUGGUAAACCUACCUACCUCUCGCUAUCGCCAACGAACAACCAAAGCGAUCGCACCACUCCGAUGCCCCUUUGCGACCCUCCGCCAUGGAGUUCAUGACCGCCCUCCGGGGCUCGUUCGACGACCAGAAACCGUCCCUCUUCGAGCUCAUCUCGGAACAGCAGCUCAACUCGCUCCUCCCGCCGACGAUCCGCUACCUCCUCACCGUCGCGACGCAGCGCUACCCGCGCUAUCUCCUGCGCGCCCUCAACUCCUUCGAUGAGCUCUACGCCCUGUGCAUGCUCGUCGUCGAGCGCCACUACCUCAAGACCCGCGGCGGCAGCUUCACCGAGAACUUUUACGGCCUCAAGCGCGAAAAGGCCCUGCACGCCGAGAUACCGCGCGCCAGCGCCGCCGCCCCGGGCGUCGUCAGAGACACCCUGAAGCUCAGCACCAAGGAUGUGUGGAUGAACCUCGCCGUCAUGGUCGGCAUCCCCUACCUGCGGCGGAAGCUCGACGAGGGCUACGAGGUCAACGCCCCGCGCGCCCUGCUCGGCGCCGCCUACACCCAGAUGCCGCCGAACCCAACGAUGAAGCAGCGCUUCCUGCACUACUACCGCUGGUUCCUGCGCAACAUCUACCCGAGCGUCAACGCCGCCUACUACUUUGCGCUGCUGUCCUUCAACCUGGCGUACCUGUUCGACAACAGCAAGUACCACAACCCGUUCCUGUGGCUCAUCGGCACGCGCAUGCGGAGGAUGACGGGCACCGACUACCAGGCCAUCGACGCGCUGACGAGCGGCAAGCCGAGCGGCAGGGCCGGGGCGCCCCCGGGGUGGCGGUCCCUGCUGUCGCCCCGCGAGAUGGGCCCGCGUCUGCUCUCCGGCCUGUCGCUGCUGCUGCCCAUGAGCAUAUUCGCGCUCAAGUUCCUCGAGUGGUGGCACGCCUCCGACUUCGCCAAGCAGCUGUCGCGCAAGGCGACGGAGACGCUGGACCUCCCGCCCCCAGUGGUAUCGGGCCUGGGAGGUGGCAAGGGAGGGGCUGGUGCCGCCAAGAGUGGCGCCGAGAAGGGCAACGAGAAGGCUACCGCUGGUGGCAGGGAUGACGACAACGACAACGACAACGACGACAAGCCGGCUGUCCCGGCCGCCGAGAUGGCUCCCAUUGCGACGCCAUCGCUGCUACCCAUAUACACGGUGCCCGCGCCAAAGGACUCGUCAUUGUGCCCCAUCUGCGAGGACGCCAUCGUCACGCCGACGGCGUGCCAGACGGGCAUUGUCUACUGCUACACGUGCAUCCACCGCUGGAUAGAGGGCCAGCAUCCCAUGCAGGAGGACUUCAUGGGGGACAAGGAGGGCAAGUGGGAGAGCGGGCAGGGGCGGUGCGCGGUCACUGGCCGGCGCGUCCUGGGAGGCACGGAGGGACUGAGGAGGAUCAUGGUGUAAGGGCUCCCACAGCGGCCGCGGAAGGCCGGGUGAUUUUUCCCCUUGUUGUUGGGGAUAAGAUGUCGGAUCAUGCAUCGAUGGAAAGGGAUCGUUUAGAAACGAGUGGGCAUCGGCCGAAAAUAGAAUCAGGCCGGGGCGUUUGGGUCAUGCAUGACCUUGAACUAUUUUUUUUCUUUUCUCUCUACCGUUGUCCGUAUACUAACUGCCAUGAAUAAUACCCACUCUCAUCCAG
Messenger RNA from Colletotrichum navitas, 1742 nucleotides. Its product is annotated as Pex12 amino terminal region-domain-containing protein. Gene Ontology annotation, molecular function: protein binding; zinc ion binding; ubiquitin-protein transferase activity. The coding region runs from base 173 to 1510 and encodes 445 amino acids. Gene Ontology annotation, biological process: protein monoubiquitination; protein import into peroxisome matrix. The transcript has a single exon. Lineage: Eukaryota; Fungi; Ascomycota; Sordariomycetes; Glomerellales; Glomerellaceae. Gene Ontology annotation, cellular component: peroxisomal importomer complex; peroxisomal membrane. The record is from RefSeq and is a predicted model, not a curated record.